AUGUGUGUCACAAUCUACGUCGUCCGUAUCUGCGCCGAGUGCGGCAAGGAGAUCAGCCGUCUCAAGCAAAAUAUCGUCAGCUGCAAAAAUGCAUCACAAUCUGAUCCAAAGUGCCCAGAAAAGAAGGUAGAGGAUCGAAUCUUCAAGAAGCUCUGCGCUUACUGCCACCCUGCCUGCAGUUGCUUUUCAGAUGAGUCCUUGAACAAGAUCCUUGGCUCGGACUGGGACUUUUCCGCCGCUCACGAAUUGGAGGAAGACCACCCUGUUGGCGAUUGCGGUGCCACAACUGACGAUCUCGAUAUUGAAUGUUACUGUGUGAAAAAAAUGCGGCUGUUGGCUAUUGAAGAGCGGAAGGUCCACCCUAAGCAGGCUAAGCUUACCAAGAAGUAG
Molecule: messenger RNA, 390 nt
Organism: Colletotrichum orchidophilum
Lineage: Eukaryota; Fungi; Ascomycota; Sordariomycetes; Glomerellales; Glomerellaceae
Exons: 1
Coding region: 1-390 (129 amino acids)
Source: RefSeq, a predicted model, not a curated record